Coffea eugenioides is the source of this 540-nucleotide messenger RNA. RefSeq lists its product as uncharacterized. Bases 1 to 540 code for a protein of 179 amino acids. The transcript has a single exon. The record is from RefSeq and is a predicted model, not a curated record. NCBI's taxonomy places the organism in Eukaryota, Viridiplantae, Streptophyta, Magnoliopsida, Gentianales, Rubiaceae.
AUGACUCCUUUUGAAGCAUUUUAUGGUUUUUCCCUUCCUCAACUGGCUCUAGGACCCUACCUGCAGUCCAGGGUAGAUGCAGUAGGAGAAUACAUCAGGGAAAGGCAACAAUUGGAUAACAUGCUGAAACAGAACCUAAAGCAGGCUCAGGAAAGGAUGAUGAAAUAUGUUGACGAAAAGAGGAGUGAAAGGGAGUUCAGUGAGGGUGACUGGGUAUACCUACGGCUACAACCAUAUAGACAGAGUACAGUAGCCCUGAGGGGAAAUACUAAACUAUCAGCAAGGUACUUCGGCCCAUACAAAAUAGAAGGAAUGAUUGGGAGUGUAGCUUACAGACUGAGUUUGCCAAAAUCUUCAAAGGUCCACCUUGUCUUUCAUGUGUCUUUGCUCAAGAGAAAGGUGGGGAAAGAGGCCACUCCUAUCCUCCAAUUACCAGAAACAAAUGAGAAGGGUCACUGGAGGGUGGAGCCAGUGGCAGUAUUAGGCAGAAGGAUGAUAAAAAAGAAGAAUGCUGCUGCAACUCAGUGGCUAAUCCACUAG